Oldenlandia corymbosa var. corymbosa is the source of this 411-nucleotide messenger RNA. NCBI's taxonomy places the organism in Eukaryota, Viridiplantae, Streptophyta, Magnoliopsida, Gentianales, Rubiaceae. The record is from the annotation of a GenBank genome assembly.
AUGAUCUGCAGUUUUCUUGAUCCUGAUUCAGAGGCCGGGUUCGGAGAAGAUUUUACAACAUGGGACGAACAAAUAAGUGAAUUCUAUGUCGUUAUCUUGGAGGAUAUCCAGAGGCAAUCAUUCCGUCUUACGGCGGAUUCAGUUUCGAGUAUCAUGGUUUUUGUACUUCAGAAUCUAGAGGCAUUCCACAGCUUGGAAUGGGAGGUUAAUGGUGAAAUUCUAGGAGAACCCAUGAAAGCCUUGGAAGAGCAGAUGAAGUUGUUGAGAAAUCUCGCCGCCUUUGUGUCGCGUGCUGUUGAUUCCGAUGCUUGUAAAGAUUUAUGUGCUCAUGUUGAAGUUCUUUCUAUCAAUGCUGCAUUUUUCCUUUUCAGGUGUGAUCCUGAAAAGUGUGAUGAAAGUAUUUGUGGCUGA